Molecule: messenger RNA, 1041 nt
Organism: Postia placenta MAD-698-R-SB12
Lineage: Eukaryota; Fungi; Basidiomycota; Agaricomycetes; Polyporales; Adustoporiaceae
Exons: 8
Coding region: 1-1041 (346 amino acids)
Molecular function (GO): oxidoreductase activity
Source: RefSeq, a predicted model, not a curated record
AUGUCUCUUCCUACCAAAACGCGCGAAUACCGUCUUCCUCAGUACGAUGGCUUCCACAACCUGACUCUUCAAGAAUCUCGGAUGCAGCCACCUACAUCCAACGAGGUGCUCAUCAAGGUACACGCAGUGUCUCUCCAGUACCGCGACCUCCUGAUCGCAAGGGGCGUGUAUGCAGUCGACGUCAAGGAUAAAGUUAUCCCCGGCUCCGAUUUCGGUGGUGAGAUCGUCGCGCUCGGCCCCGACAUCCACGGCUGGGACAUCGGCGACCGCGUCAUGUCCAAUUUUGCCAUCGACCAUCUCUUCGGCGACCCCACCCCCGAGCUAAAGCGCUCCCACCUCGGCGCGCCCAUCGACGGCGUGCUGACAGAGUACAAGAUCCUCCCCGCGCAUUGCCUUGUGCGCAUUCCGGAGCACCUCUCGUACGAAGAAGCCUCGACGCUGCCUUGCGCUGCCCUAACAGCAUACGCGGCGCUCAUGGGCCCCGUGCCGCUGAAGGGCGGCGACACCGUGCUUAUCCUCGGCACGGGCGGUGUGUCCAUGUUCGGGCUGCAGUUUGCUGCGGCGUCGGGCGCGACAGUCAUCGUCACCUCGUCGUCUGACGAGAAGCUGCGUAUCGCCGCGAAACUCGGCGCGAAGCACCUCAUCAACUACCGCCGGACGCCUGACUGGGACAAGGAGGUGUUGAGGCUCACGAACGGACGCGGUGUAGACCAUGUUCUGGAAGUCGGUGGUGAAGGAACACUAAACAAGUCGAUCGCGUCUGUGCGCAUGGCUGGGAACCUGAACAUAAUCGGGAUCGUCGCUGGGCCGGGUGACGUGAGCGGACUGAGGCUCAAGGUGCUCCUCAAUGCCAUCAAUUUGCGAGGGAUUGUUGUGGGUUCCCGUGCCCAGUUCGAAGACAUGAACCGGUUGAUCACCGCUACGUCUCUACGGCCUGUCAUCGGGAAGGUAUUUAAAUUUGAAGAGCUCCGCGAGGCGUAUGAGUACUUGGAUAGCCAGAAACAUGUCGGAAAGGUGGUAGUCAAGGUAUCGAAAGAUUGA